AUCUUGUUUGUAAAGAGUUAGUAUUUGGUCAUUCAAAGAAAGUGUUUUUUGAGAAUAUUCAAAAAAUUGCUAAAGAAGUUCAGGAAUAUAAUAUUAGAGCUCAUGUAUCACAAAAAUGUGGUAGUAUUAAAGAACAAGUUAUAUGUUUGAUUAAUUUGGCAACUGAUCCUGUUGUUCUUGGCAUUAUGUGGAUUGAAUAG
This is a messenger RNA of Racocetra persica, 200 nucleotides long. The record is from the annotation of a GenBank genome assembly. NCBI's taxonomy places the organism in Eukaryota, Fungi, Glomeromycota, Glomeromycetes, Diversisporales, Gigasporaceae.